UUGAGAAAUAUCGCGCAGUCUAUUUCGCAGUGUCUCACCGCGAACGUCGUUCGGACCGCACAGCCGGAGCGAUUCUCGUGAAAAAAAAAAAGUAAAAAAUAUUUCGUCGUCACACACAAGAUGUCCUCGUUCGAGCAAUUGAUCGAGAUGAAGAGACAAGGGGAAGAGGUCGAUUGGAGCGAUGCGAAUAAGGGACACGAAUUCGUCCGUCAACUUGCCACUUUGAUCAGAGAUUGGAAGGGCGAACUUCCGGAUCUGCGCGACGUUUUUCAGCCAAGGGAAAUGAACCAGCUUCUCAUCCACGUCGUGGGAGAACUAUUCGGGAACAAAAGCGACGUAUCGACGAUCGUUACCAUCGUGGCCCGCACCGGUUACAAAGUCGAGGCGGACUUGGAUAAGAACAACAGGCCAUUGCCGAAUCGCUGCACACCGCUGCAUUUGAUGUCAGCUUUGUACAGGUUGGGUCUCGUCGACAAGGGUUCAGAGAUAAUCCGUGCGCUCUUCGAAAUAUACGACGAUUUCGCGGUAAAUUACAUCGGUCCGAUGGGCCGAACGCAUCUCCACGUGGCCUGCGAGCUCGGCUUGGUCGACGUCGUCCGGAAGUUCCUCGACUCGAGACAGAAGGAUAUAAUAAAUUGCCGCGAUCAGUAUAAAAAUACGCCGCUGCUCGUGGCUCUCCAGGCGCGGCACGAUCUCAGCAAGGAGGUGGUCCGAUUGCUGCUCGAACGCGGCGCCAACGUGGCUCUGGCCAACAGGCGGAGAGAGACGCCUCUCCUCGUUCUGUGCCGGGACCUGAAUAACGACGAAGAAAAUUACGACCUGAUCGAGUCGCUGCUGUUCGAGAUCAACAAGAAGGACAAGCGGCGGAGGCAGGGAAUGAUGCGGCGGGUCGUCAACGCUCGGGACGAGUUGGGUCACACGGCGUUGUUUUGGGCGCUGCAGCGGCACCACGCGGCGACGCUACGAUUGCUGCUCAGGCACGGCGCCGACCCCACAAUACCCGACAAGAGUCGAGUGUCGCCUCUGCACUGGAUCUUCCUGAGGAGGAGCGACGACAACGAUCAGCUGGACACGAGGAGGAGGAUGCUGUUGCUCGAUGCGAUCGAGGAGCUGCCGGAACGGCAGCAGCGCCGUCAGACGUCGCGCAUCGACGCCCAGUGGAAGGGCAAGACGGCGCUGCAUCUGGCUCUGGAGCGCGUCAGCGAGGAGGGGGUCAGAUGGCUGCUGUGUCGUGGCGCCAGUCCGAAUAUAGCCGAUCGCGAGGGACAAACAGCCUUUCACUAUAUCUGCCAGCUGAGAUGCGGCAUGAGUAAUCAUCGCCACGAACGCGUUCAUGUGGCAGCCUGGGUCCACACGUUCUUCGCGAUCGUCGACGAGAUGUGGCCGCGGCGGAGCUUGCUGCGGCUCGACGUCAGGGACGAGCUGCCGAGCGGCGAGGCGGCGCUGCACCGGGCCCUGGAGCGCGAAAACAGGAGCGCGUUCGAGGCGCUGCUGCGCAUGGGCGCCGAUCCGAAUCUGGCCAAUCUGCGCCGCGGCGAGACGGCUCUGCACGUCAUCGCCAGGAGAAGUCUGCAUCCGCGCUACGCGCAAUCGCUCUUCGAGAUCUGCGACCUGAGAGGCCGAGCGCCGAGGAUCAGGAUCGACGUCCGGGACGAGGGGGGCGACACGCCGUUGCACCUGGCACUGCGAGACAUGAGCAUGAACGUCGGUGUGCGCGAGACGGUCGUACUGCUGCUGCGCAAAGGCGCCAGUCUGAGUCUGGUCGACGGCCGAGGAUCGCCUCCCCUUCACUUGAUCUGCAUGCUAGGCAACGAGGAGAUAGGCUUGCUGGAUACGUUCUUCAAGUUGUGCGACGAGAGAGAACACCAGGUGCGGAUCGACGCCGAGGACAGCGCGGGGCGGACGCCGCUGCAGUGGGCCGUGGCGAACAUGAGGCUGCGCACGAUCGAGAGACUGCUCGAACGCGGCGCCGAUUUAUCCAGCCUCGUUUUCCCGACCGAGAGUUACUUCGGCGACGGUCAUUUGCUCUGGAUGAGUCAUUUGUAUAAAUUCGCAAUAGCGGCUCGCGCACUGGACCUCGUGGACUUUCUGGAAAAGAGAGGCUACGAGUUCGUACGAAGCGAGGCGCUGACGAUCAUGAAAUUUUUCGACAGGCACAGAAUUCUCGACCGGAGGCCGAGACGGGAGGAGCUCGAUAUCAACCAUUGGUUGAACGAGCCUGAGUUCGCCGACAGAGCCAAGGAGGUGACGAUCGUGCAGCCGAGUCUGACGCUGCACGACCUGCUCCGAUUGCCGAUCGAAGAGGCGUCGAACAGAUUCACGCAUCGGGACUACUACGAGUUCUGGACUACGUACAGAUUCCGCUUCUUGCCCUGGGCCAGUCAAGGGGUGUGCGCCCGGCGACUGUGCGAGAUAUUUUGUCGUGGAUUUUUUUGGGACUGGGCGCUGGAUGCUCUCGUGGAGGUGACGCAUUAUCGGCUGCCGGCUAAUUGCUGCGAGAUGAUCAUGGAUAAUUUGACGAACAAAGAUCUGAUGAAUAUCUGCGCGGCGGCUUGCGAGCGGAACGAUACUGAUCCGAUAAUACCGUCUUCUUAAUCUUCUUUUGCUCCGCGUAUACAUUGAAACGAAUGUAAAAAACAACGAUUAUAGUCAGUUUUGAGGCGUUUAUCUUUGAUCAGUUUUAUCGUAAAAAUUGUAUGAUAAUUAAGUUACAAGUUUCGUUUGAAAACUAAUGACAAUCAAUUGUAAAUAAUACAUGAUUAACAUGUAUCAUCUGUAAAAAUCCAAGCUUGACUUGGAUAAACAUUAAUUAAGUUGAAAAAUGAAUUUUCAAAAAUAAAUAAUUGAAAAGUAAUGAAAACA
Trichogramma pretiosum is the source of this 2862-nucleotide messenger RNA. RefSeq names its product serine/threonine-protein phosphatase 6 regulatory ankyrin repeat subunit C-like. Gene Ontology annotation, molecular function: protein binding. NCBI's taxonomy places the organism in Eukaryota, Metazoa, Arthropoda, Insecta, Hymenoptera, Trichogrammatidae. The record is from RefSeq and is a predicted model, not a curated record. The coding region runs from base 121 to 2595 and encodes 824 amino acids. The transcript has a single exon. Gene Ontology annotation, cellular component: cytoplasm; nucleus.